Cladophialophora carrionii CBS 160.54 is the source of this 1518-nucleotide messenger RNA. RefSeq lists its product as uncharacterized. The coding region runs from base 1 to 1518 and encodes 505 amino acids. The transcript has 2 exons. NCBI's taxonomy places the organism in Eukaryota, Fungi, Ascomycota, Eurotiomycetes, Chaetothyriales, Herpotrichiellaceae. The record is from RefSeq and is a predicted model, not a curated record.
AUGUCCGCCAGCUACAACAACCUCCGUGUUCUCGCCCAGCAUCAAGCGGCUUCGAGUCCAGUCACCCCUUUGUUUCCAAGUCCUAUCGCGAGAGAAUCUGCUCGCGAAUGCGAACCAUACUUCAAAUUUCACAAUCCUCGCCAGCGACCUCAAACCUCGAGCUCGGAGGACAGCUAUGUAGAUAGUUUCAACAUUCUGUCGUACUAUUGCGACGAUCCCACUGAUAAUCUCUGGCAGCCGGAAGACAGAUCUUCACGGGACCAUUCUUCCUGUAGGGAAGCACUCGAGGACGACAACCAGAGCACGGCGUCAGAGUCUAUGCCGGCAACUCCGCUUGAGCAGGAAUAUCAGCCUACCUUCUGCACGGACGAAUCUGACUGGCUUGCCAACACUACCUCGUACGACGAGAGGAUGCGUCGAUUCAAAUCCCGAUACUAUCAAGUUGUCCAGCAACCGUGGAAAGAAACUCACUCGGAGUGCGACGAGAACAAAGGAGUGAGUUACCCACAGAAUAUGAUCGCUACUGUCCUGGUAGGGCCUGGCAAACCAAAGCUGGUCCAUAUUCACCGUCCGCCCUCGAAUUCUGGGACGAAGCCGUCUGUGGAAAGUCUCCAUAUUCCCUCGACCCCGAAGCAAAUACCUGUGGAGGUGUCUGCCUUCAGUCCGUACGAUACACCUUCCGAACUUCCUCUUCACGUUCCCUCCACUAUCUCCGGUGCAAUGUACCAUGCCACUCGACAUCCAACAUCUAGUUUCCUUCCACAACCCCUCGCUCUCCCGAGCCGCAGCCGGUCCAGCCGAUCUGACAAUGUUUUCAGUACCUGGCAGCGGUUUCAUGAUCUCGCGGAUCCGUGCGAGACAUCACCGCGGAGAACCCGAAGCGAUCGAUCCUUUCGCGCAACUGAAAAGAGGUGGGCGAUCAGAGGGACAGCAGACAUCGACAUGCACGCUCUUCGCGAACCGUCGCCCACAACCAGAAGUGCAACGUGGUCGCGCUGCAGGAAACUGGAGAGAACGCUGAACGCAGUCACCAGAGCCAUUGAUCAAUUUCCGCACGACAUGCUUCAGCUGGAUUCACCUGCUGUCCUUGCGCUAAGAAAUCCUCAGAUUUCGGACCAGACUUACAUCGAGGUCCUGCAGCGGAUAUUCCCUGCCGCAGCGGCGGUCCUCAUGUCGGCCCUCACCGCCUGGAUCAUCGUCGACUUGUACUUCUCUCGCCUGAAAGCUCAGCCUGUACCGAUGCAGCGAUAUUUGGCCCAAGCAGCUGCGUCACGGGAAAGUCUCCAUCGCAUUCCGAACAAAGCGAGGGAGAUGUUGGGCAUUGGUCUUCCCGAUGCAGCUUCGAUACACCUAAAUGAGUAUGCCCUGAGAAGGAGGGCAUUGGCAAUCCAAGUGAGUGUCGGGGUCGUUGGACAGACUCUGGUGGAGGCGCUUCGAGGCUCGUGGGAUGAAGAUAUCUGGCGAUCCCUGAGGGUUUUGGUGGAGGUGAUAGAAUGCAGUCCGCAGCCGUGGGCGUGA